AUGUGGGAUCUGGCCCAGCAAUACCCAGACACGACCCCAGAGCCCUCGCCUCUGCAUGUGACCAGGGCCAGAGAGAGACGCUCGUCCCUGGUCGAUCAUCGGCCGCUGAAAAGAGCCAGCAGUCUCUCGUUCCGCAUCCACACUCCGUGCGACUACUCUAGCGGCGCUAGCAUGACUUCCUAUACCUCUUCCACCUCCCUGAGUUCUCUAGGCUCGCUAUCUUCCUCGGCAAAACAGCUAAUCAUGUCUCGGAAGACCAGCCCACGACACCCCGCCAGGCUCAAGACGAGGUUUUUCUCUCCAUUCCACAGCACAAAUACCAGCCCAGUUUCGCCUCGGUUGCUAGAGACCGUGGAAAAACUCUCGAUAGACAACGACGCACAUCCGAUCUUCGAAAUCCCGGAGAUUGUCAACUUAAUUUUGCAUUAUGUUGGCCACGACGAUAGAGAAAGAGUGCCAACCGAGCAUGCCCCGGUCCGGAAACCGCCCAUGUCGCUGAAUCACGCUAAACUCAUCCAUGGCGAGCAGGGCGAGAAAGUCUGGCAACGGACCCAUUCCACCUCCAGCACGGCGCCACCUACGGGCAAUCUGCACAACUGUCUGCUUGUCAACAAGCUCUGGCAUUCGCUAACUCUCGAAGUUUUGCAGGAGAACCUGUAUUUCGACUCGGACCUCAAACUAAUGAACUACUCUCCGCAGCGCAUCGCCGCGCCCAAGUCAUUUGUUCUGCACAAACUCAAGUCCACACAACAAAGCCAUCUUGCCAGUCUGCAUAUCAACCCUGUCAACAUCGAAUGGCUGGAGUUCUACAUAUGCCCCAAGCUGCUCCCAUCGCCACACCUCUACACCGCGAAGCUGAAAAAGCUGGUGCUCCCGGGCUCCAAAGUAGUUGACGACGAAUAUCUGCAGCAGAUUGCACCGUUGAUGCCGAACCUGGUCCAUUUGGAUCUGCGGGCGUGUGAGCGCAUCACGGACGCCGGGCUGUACGCGAUUGGAACACACUGCCCGAAAAUAGAGACCCUCAACUGCGGCCGGCACACCAAGGGCAUCCUCGUGACCGACGCGUCGAUUUCGCACAUUGUCGCCAACUGCAACCUGAAAACCCUGGGCGUUGCUGGCUGCGGCGUCUCGGACGCCAUUCUGUGGUCUCUAGCGUACCAGAAGGGUCAUCAGCUCGAAAGACUCAGUUUGAACAGCUGCUGGCGACUCACCGACGCAGGCAUAUCUAGCGUUUUAAUGAUGGACCGAUUUCCACGACUUGCAGUGCUGGAAAUCCGUAGACUUACGGGACUGCAGCAGCUGCGCCCGAUCGUCGAGUUCAAGAAGCGCCAGAUGCGGCGCAGAAUCGCGGUUCUGGUGGAGGCGUGCGAGGAUCUGGAAGCAAGACUGCGCGCCGAGGAGCGCAGCCUGGACCUGGAAAUCAGCACACGUAUUUUUGAAGACAUCAGCGAGUGGCUCAAUGGCGACGAUUUGCAGGAUCAAAUCGAAGAGCGCAACCUGCAACAGUUUGUGCAGCGCCGCAGCGUGCUGGUGUGAAUUAUAUCAUCUAUUAAUUAUAUAAAUAAUUGCAUGUUAAUUAGGCCUCGCAGAAAGCACGGUACGAGGUGAAAGUGUCCUUGGACUCGGAAACAAGCUCGAUCGCGGUCUUGGGAGCCACGAAGAAAAUGUUUCCCGUGGAAGCGUCCAGAGCCUCGUCGGAGCUCUGCAGCUUGAUUUUUCCCUUACCUUCCGUAACAAUCAGCAGCGAAGGGCCGUCCAGCGCUUCGAACUUCUCUGCCCCAGCGCUCGUGAACGUGGUCUGUAGGACGCUGAACUCAUCAAUAGGCGGGUCGUACAACUUCAGUUCGGCAACACCGGUUCCUCUGGGAAACGGAGCUGGCUUCAGUUUCUGCUCCUCAACAGGAUUGAACGAAUAAGUUAAGCAGUCAACAAGAACUUCCACGUCCUUGAACUUUGGCGUGAACCCAGCACGGAUCACGUUAUCGGAAGCAGCCAUGCACUCCAUGAUAUCGCCAGAGAUGUAGGCAUGUGGGUCCUUGGCUUCGAGAAACAUGGCCUCGCCCGACUUCAGAAUGCAGUGGUUGAGCAGCAGACAUCCGCAGAAGAGACCAAUAUCGUUGGGAAAUUGCGCGUCCAGGCGCUGUAUCAGGUCGGCAAGAGUUUCGCCGAAAAGCUGCGGGUCCGACCUGGUUCUUUCCACAAGUCUGGCCGCGAGAGGCUCGAACUUGGACUCCGGACUGUUCAUGACGCGGCUAAACACUUUUUGGAGCAGCUUCUUUUUCCCAGCAACGUCAGAAGAAACGAUUCCGGAAUGGAAUUCGGCAACAACGUCAUCGCCAACAAGCUCUCUAAAUUCUGGGAUUUUUUGCAGCAGGGCAUCUAUCUGUGCAAGCGGCUUGAAUCCACAGAACGCCUCGAAAUCAGUGAUCGCAACAGCCAUUUCCGGCUUGUGGUUAUCGUCUGGGUAGUGUUUUGGGUCGGACGCGUGCAGCUGUCUGGCCAAGGCCUUGUCUGGAUGUGCCUGGAUGGAGAGCACCUUGCGAAUCGAAAGCACCUUGAACAGGAAAGGGAUGCCCUCUUUGGAGCCGAAUUUUUUGAUGAUAUCCUGGCCAAGCAUCUCUUCUGGCGCAGCACGCACAAGAUCUCUCAACGGAGUCCUGUCCUGAGCAGAAACAGUAGGAACAGAGGGGUGGGUGCCCAUCCAGAGCUCAGCGUAGGGUUUUUCCUCCUCUAUGAAGACGUUUUCUGGGUCGUUGAGCUUGGCAAACCGCGCGACCGCGGACGUGGAGCCCAGUUUUCCCCAGUCAUAGUUCUGGGCACCUCCAAUGACUCUGAACAGUUUUGGAGCGGAAGACAUAAUUACAGAAAUUUGUGAAUUAACAACACAUCGACAUUUUAUAUUUAUUUUUCACAUGGGGCCGAUCGGCGCGUCGCGUCGCAUUUUCGACCACAAAAUUCUAAUCACGUCCCUGCUGCAAUCAGCAAGUGAAGCUGCACAUCAAUGUUUCCAGGUUCUUGGGAAAACUCGACAGCAUCUUCAGGCAAUCUCUGGCCAUGAAGUCUCAUUUCGCGUUUCAGCUGCCAUUUGAGACAAUCAAGACGGAAAGCUCCACGCGACACGGCGCCUGAAACAGCAAACUCGGACCCUGCACUGUCAGACUACUACAGACCCGCACAAUAAAAAAACACAUAUACGGCAUAUUUAUUCACCGCAUAACAAUACUUGCUUGGAUACAUGCUGCUGUUUCGUUUUUUUCCAUAAUAGUUUUUUUUUCUCUUUUGUUUACAUACUGUUCCUCCAGUGUGCCCCUUGUCCCUCGCUUCUACAACCUAAAAACAUGGCUAAGCAGUGUGACUUUUUGGAAGUGCC
This is a messenger RNA of Ogataea polymorpha, 3370 nucleotides long. Its product is annotated as antagonist of mitotic exit network protein 1. The transcript has a single exon. Gene Ontology annotation, molecular function: protein binding. Gene Ontology annotation, biological process: SCF-dependent proteasomal ubiquitin-dependent protein catabolic process. Gene Ontology annotation, cellular component: SCF ubiquitin ligase complex. The coding region runs from base 1 to 1536 and encodes 511 amino acids. Lineage: Eukaryota; Fungi; Ascomycota; Pichiomycetes; Pichiales; Pichiaceae. The record is from RefSeq and is a predicted model, not a curated record.